Messenger RNA from Penicillium alfredii, 537 nucleotides. RefSeq lists its product as uncharacterized. The record is from RefSeq and is a predicted model, not a curated record. The transcript has 2 exons. Bases 1 to 537 code for a protein of 178 amino acids. NCBI's taxonomy places the organism in Eukaryota, Fungi, Ascomycota, Eurotiomycetes, Eurotiales, Aspergillaceae.
AUGAGCGCUGAAAACAUCCCCAACCCUUCGAAAUUCUUACGUAUCACUUGGAUCCUAGAAUACCAAGAGCUACUACGGAUGGCUACUUUAACCAAACGUUUCCCUGUCGUGCUCUGCGGCCGCAGUACCCAUAUCGGCAAACCCGUCUCCGAAGCGCUACAGCCCGAAUACGAAGUGAUCCACUUCAUCCAAAGCAUCGAAGCGGCCCAGACCGAACUACCCCAUCUUCUAGCGGGCCGUGAUCCACACUCUCCUCACGUCGACAACGUUGGCACGCAUAACUACGGCAGUCCAGCCAGUGCAGUGAUAUUCGGUCGUGGGUACAAUACAACAGAGGUAGAGCAGGUUCGGAGAGCUUGUGCUGGUCGGGCUCCGGGACCUGUUGCUUGGGUGGCCGGGGACCCGGCGAAGCAGAUCGGGGCGAGUGGACCGCCGCCUGGGCCGGGGUAUGCUCGGGUUGUGGCGGGGGAGGUGAAGGGGGUGCUUGGUCGGUGGAAGAGGGAGGGAAGUCAGCGAGAGGGAUUUCUUUGGUAUUGA